Messenger RNA from Cyprinodon variegatus (sheepshead minnow), 750 nucleotides. RefSeq names its product myelin protein zero-like protein 3. The record is from RefSeq and is a predicted model, not a curated record. Lineage: Eukaryota; Metazoa; Chordata; Actinopteri; Cyprinodontiformes; Cyprinodontidae. The transcript has 4 exons. The coding region runs from base 127 to 735 and encodes 202 amino acids. Gene Ontology annotation, cellular component: membrane.
GUCCGACAGGUAGACAGGCGGGGACCAAACUGACUCAUGGGCGGAAUUUUACUCAACUUUUGACGCAACUUUGAGGACUUUUUUUUUUAAAUCGUCACCGAAAGGGACCCUCCUUUCAUACCAAUAAUGUGUCGAAUGGUCGCAGGACAAACGGCUCUGAAUGUAGUGCUGCUGCUCUAUUUGUUCGGCUGUUUCGGCCUUUCCCAAGUUUCCGGCAUCCACGUAACCACUCCAGCAGAGGUCCAUGCAUCUAAAGGGGAUACGGUCAUGUUGCCGUGCACAUUCACCUCUACAAGCCCACCAACCAGUAAGAUGUCUGUUCACUGGUCUUAUAGACCACUGACCGGUGGUCCACCACUGGUGUUUUUCCACUUCUCCUCUCGGGCAUAUUACCAAGAGAGCGGUCAGUUUGCCGGCCGUAUCAAAUGGAGGGGGGCCCCGGCACGUGGGGAUGCUUCUCUCUCUCUGAUCAACGCCACUUUGAAUGAUAAUGGGACGUACAUAUGUGAUGUCACAAACCCUCCGGAUGUCUUCGGGCCCAACUCUGAAACUGUUCUCACAGUUACACCAAAAGCACACACCAUCCGCUUCUCCGAUGUCGCCGUCCUCCUCGCUUUCAUCCUCAUCCCCUCUGGCCUCCUCACCUUCUUUCUGAUUGGACGGAUGUUCUGUCCCAAGAAACGGCACAACCAAUCCAAGGCCUACAGAUCGCCCAUAGAGGUCACAGAGGGGUGAGUAAAUUAUUCUACC